Amyelois transitella is the source of this 1647-nucleotide messenger RNA. Its product is annotated as zinc finger protein 470-like. Gene Ontology annotation, biological process: regulation of transcription by RNA polymerase II. The coding region runs from base 1 to 1647 and encodes 548 amino acids. Gene Ontology annotation, molecular function: DNA-binding transcription factor activity; RNA polymerase II cis-regulatory region sequence-specific DNA binding. The record is from RefSeq and is a predicted model, not a curated record. NCBI's taxonomy places the organism in Eukaryota, Metazoa, Arthropoda, Insecta, Lepidoptera, Pyralidae. The transcript is spliced from 10 exons.
AUGAUGUUUGAUCCACCAGAUUACCCAUACAAAGAUUUAAAUGAUAGCUUAGGUGAACAAUAUGCUCAAGAUGAUCUAAUGUUUAACUCCAACGACCAAUUAAAUGAUUUGAACAAAGAUUUAGUUACGGUUACCGAACAAAUGAUUAUUAAUGUAGAAAAUCAGCUAAUUUUUCAGUCGAACGAUUCAGGCCGAUAUUUUAAUUUAGAUAAUUCACCUACACUUACAAAAAACUCGAAUAUAUCUGAUGAAAAUACAUCUCUCUACAUUGUACAACCCGAUCAUAUCCUCAAUUUUGAGCCUACCUUACUCGAUGAAAAUACAGUGAAUCAAUUUUUAUUGCCAGCACAUGGUAACUGUAACAAGGAAACUGUAAGUAAUGAGCCUGAUUUAUUAGCUUUACAUUCCUGCGUGAUAUGCCAUGAAAUCUUUACUUCCGACGCUGACCUGCUGGACCAUACUAUAUCUUACCAUGCCACGAGAAACACAGACUCUACAGAAAGUGAAAACGAUCUACUGUUGCCAAAUGAGGGUACCGCAAGCGUGCCGCCAAGCGGGAAUGAUGAAAACAGAACUAAUAGCUUGGACUUCGAAUCUGACUGGCUGGUGUGUUCCAUAUGCGAGCGGGUUUUAUCGACCGCCCUUGAAGUAGAGCCUACAGAACAGCUGUGCUGUAAUGAUGGUAGUGGCAAAAGCAGUGUGUCUUCUCGGAAACUCCUCACCAUGUACGUCUGUGAGUUCUGCAGCGGACUUUUUGCCGAUGGAGAGGCUCUGGACAGGCACCGGCUAGGCUGCUUUCAUGCGGAAGACCAGAAUUAUUAUUUGGAAGAACUGACAAGAGGUGACAUUACGGAUUCGACUCCGCCGUCUGGCCUCACUUACAACUGCGCAUGUGGGAAGCAGUUCUCGACUGCCGAAGAGCUGAAGGUCCACUCGACGCAGACGCAGUGCCAGAAGCCAGUCACCAGGAAUGUGAGGCGCACUUACUCCACUUCGAACACCAAUAAGAUGUGGAACUGCGGCUCUUGUAACCAGCUUUUUGCAACUGCGAGGGAGCUGUAUAGGCAUAAGAGAGGAGAAGAUAGAUCGCCAGGGGCACCGCUGAUGGCUUACGUUUGCGAAGAGUGUGACAAGGUUCUAGGAAGCAUGUGCGCGUUGCAUACACAUAAGAAAAUGCACAAAGUGUCUAAACCAGGUUAUCCAUGUAGGAUCUGCGGCCGCCGCUUCAACCAGUCUGGUCACCUCGCCAUCCACAUGAGGAUGCAUACUGGAGAGAGACCUUACCCCUGCGACUUGUGCCCUAAGGCUUUUAAAGUAAAGGUGGAGCGCGACGACCAUCGGCGGACCCACACUGGGGAGCGACCCUUCGCGUGCUCGGCGUGCCCGAAGACGUUCACAGCGGCGGCACGCUUGCGUGAGCAUGCACGCAUUCACACAGACCAAAGGCCAUACCGUUGUGACAUCUGCGGGGCAGCUUUCCGGCGACCGUACGCGCGCACGGUUCACACCCUCAUCCACACUGGUGAGAAGCCACAUGAGUGUGACGUAUGCGGCACAGCCUUCAGACGUUCCGGAGACAUGUGGAAACACAAGAGAACACUCCAUGGGGUCACCGCAGCAAAUGACGCAGAGUUUAAGAAAUCAUAA